AGCUCCGGACGAGCCUCCCGAUGCGGUGUGCUCCUGGGACGAACUCCCCGGCUCAGCCGCGCCUCCCGCGGCUGACGGAUGAUGCUCUGCUGCGGUCUCUGUCUCCCACAGUCCUCGAGGAUGGACCCCGCCGUGGGCGCCGCAGAACAGCGUGGGGACGAGAAGGCCGGGAGCCCGCAGCCGGAGCCUGCGCCGUGGCAAGCCCUGCCGGUCCUGUCCGAGCAGCAGUCCGGGGACGUGGAGCUGGUGCUGGCCUACGCCGCGCCCGUCCUCGACAAGCGCCAGACCUCGCGGCUGCUCAAGGAGGUGUCGGCCGUCCAUCCGCUGCCCGCCCAGUCUCACCUCAAGAGGGUGCGGCCAAGCCGCGACGCCAGCCACCCGCACGCACUGGACAUGCUGCUGUGCCUGGCGGGGCCGGCCGUGGGCACGCGCUCGCUCGCCGAGCUCCUCCCGUGGCCGGCCGUGGACGCCCAGGGCCUGGGACAGCCCUUCUUGGUGCCCGUGCCCGCCCGGCCGCCUCUGACCAGGGGCCAGUUUGAGGAGGCGCGUGCCCACUGGCCCACGUCCUUCCACGAAGACAGGCAGGUGACCCGCGCCCUGGCCGGGCGGCUCUUCUCGGCGCAGGAGCGGGCCACGAUGCAGGGCCACAUGGAGCGGGCUAUCCGAGCGGCGCAGCAGGCGGCCGCGAGGGGCCUGAGGGCCGUGGGGGCCGUGGUGGUGGACCCGGGCUCAGACCGCGUGCUGGCCACGGCCCACGACUGCAGCGGCCCAGCCAGCCCCCUGCUGCACGCCACCAUGGUGUGCAUUGACCUGGUGGCCCAGGGCCAGGGCCGCGGCGCCUACGACCUCGGGCCCCACCCCGCCUGCUCCUCCGCCCCAGCCACCACCGCCCAGGCCGUCCGGGCGGGCUCCGUGCGCAAGCUGGAUGAGGACGUGGACGCGGACGGCCUGCCCUACGUGUGCACUGGCUACGACCUCUACAUCACCCGCGAGCCCUGCACCAUGUGCGCCAUGGCCCUGGUGCACUCCCGCGUGCGGCGCGUCUUCUACGGGGCGCCCUCGCCCGACGGCGCCCUGGGCACCCGCUUCCGCCUGCAUGCCCGGCCCGACCUCAACCACCGCUUCCUCGUGUUCCGCGGCGUGCUGGAGGCCCAGUGCCGCCGGCUGGACCCCGACACCUAGGCCCCGGCCCGCCGGCC
Messenger RNA from Ceratotherium simum simum (southern white rhinoceros), 1199 nucleotides. Lineage: Eukaryota; Metazoa; Chordata; Mammalia; Perissodactyla; Rhinocerotidae. The record is from RefSeq and is a predicted model, not a curated record.